This is a messenger RNA of Scleropages formosus (Asian bonytongue), 1632 nucleotides long. RefSeq names its product interleukin-1 receptor-like 1. Gene Ontology annotation, biological process: signal transduction. The transcript has 9 exons. The record is from RefSeq and is a predicted model, not a curated record. NCBI's taxonomy places the organism in Eukaryota, Metazoa, Chordata, Actinopteri, Osteoglossiformes, Osteoglossidae. The coding region runs from base 1 to 1632 and encodes 543 amino acids.
AUGGAAAGCAUCGGGUGCAGCAGCCGCAUGAGACCAGAACUGAUGUUUCUGUCCUCUCGCACCAUGGGAAUGUUCGGCGUCACAACAGGACUGCACACGAAGAGAACUCCAUGCGGACAUCGCGAGGAGGACCCUUUGUUCGUGACCGAGGGAGAGGCUCUCCGUGUUCCUCUGCUGCCCGACAACUACGGGGACGGCGAGGAGAGUCCCGCGGAGUACGUGUGGCUCAAAGGCGAAAGCCAGGAGAUCGGGACGUCCGAGGAUGAGCGCGUGCAUCACCACGGAGGACAGCUCUACUUCCUGCCCCUCGUCUUCAGCGACUCCGGGGUUUAUCGCUCCUCUCUGCUGCGUUGGAGUUGCAUUCCUCACGGUCUUCUGCUGCUCCUCACUGCCCGCACCUCUGUGCGUCCCUCUGGUCUCCCGACUCAGGAUUUCGGACACAUUCCGAACGAGUCGGCGGAAACCGUGCUGAUUCUCAAUGCGUCCAAGCGGGACGAAGGCAUCUACACCUGCAGGUGUACAUGGGAGCACGCGGGGCGUAUCUUCAACUCAUCGGCAUCCAGGAAGUUAAUAGUGAAAGAUCCCUCCGCCACCUAUAGACCAGUGAUUCGCGCUCCACUCAACCACACUUCUGAGACCGCGCCACCAGGUUCGCAGGUGAAGCUCGCGUGCUCGGUGUUCUUCGGCUUCAACGUGCAGGACUUGUGCGUGGUCUCGUGGCUGGUGAACGGGAGCCAAGUGCAGGACCUCAUCGAGGAGGCCAACGGCUCCGCUGACUGCGGCCACAGCGGCUACGUGGAGGAGAACGCCAGAAACACGGAGCGCAACCAGGUCGUCUACAAGGCCACGCUAACCAUCUGCAAGGUGUCAGAGAAGCACUUCCACACGGAGUUCAAGUGUGUAGCCAUGAACAGCAACAAAUGGGACUGUGUGUUUGUGUCCUUGAAGAACCCAGAAAUGAUGUCCACGCACGUUGUGAUAAACCUCACUCUUCUGGGCUUCUUCAUCCUCGCUCUCGUCACCUCGAAGGUCUUCAUGAUUGACCUGGUUCUCUUUGCGCGUGACGUUUUAAAGACGUGCCACAGUCAAGAAGAUGGGAAGGCGUACGACGCUUUCGUCGUCUACCAGACGCACAACACCGAGAAAGCAGAGGCCGAGAAGAUCUGCCACUUUGUGGCCAAGGUUUUACCACGUGAACUCGAGCAGAAGUGCGGCUACAGGCUCUUCAUCCUGGGAAGGGACGACCUACCGGGAGAAGAUCACAUGGAGCUGGUGUGGACCCGCGUCCGGCUGAGCAGGCGGCUCAUGAUCAUCCUGACCCCGGGUGCAAAGGGUGAAUGUGGUGGCUCAAUCUCCGAGGCGUACGGCGCCCCCACUGGGCUGGCUCUGCACCAGGCCCUGGUGCACGACGACCUGAAAGUCAUCCUAAUCACCAUGGAGAGAACGGGCCAACUGGACCGCCUACCCAGGGAGCUGCAGCACCUGGUCCGGAAGAGCGCCCCGCUCCUGUGGAAGGAGCAAGGAUGCGGUUCUAGAAGGUUCUGGAAGCAUGUGCGGUAUCUGAUGCCCCCCGGUGCCAUGUCCUCACAUCCUGAGAGCAUAAGGAGCCUUCUGAGCCAAACUGAUAUUUAG